CCUGGGAUUAUGAGCAUUUUAGAUGAUGUGUGUGCCACAAUGCAUGCAGUGGGAGAAGGAGCUGACCAAACGCUGCUUCAAAAACUCCAGAUGCAGAUUGGGACUCACGAACAUUUCAACAGCUGGAACCAGGGGUUUAUCAUUCAUCAUUAUGCUGGAAAGGUAUCUUAUGAUAUGGAUGGAUUCUGCGAGAGAAAUCGGGAUGUUCUUUUCAUGGACUUGAUUGAACUCAUGCAGAGCAGUGAUUUGCCUUUUAUAAAGGCUCUGUUUCCUGAAAAUCUUCAAGUGGACAAGAAGGGCCGUCCUACCACUGCAGGCAGUAAAAUCAAAAAACAAGCAAAUGACCUUGUUGGCACUCUGAUGAAGUGUACACCCCAUUACAUCCGCUGCAUCAAACCAAAUGAAACAAAGAAGUCUCGAGACUGGGAGGAGAGCAGGGUAAAACAUCAAGUGGAAUACUUAGGUCUGAAAGAAAAUAUUCGAGUAAGAAGAGCUGGCUAUGCCUACAGGCGGGUUUUCAAGAAGUUUUUGCAGAGGUAUGCCAUUCUGACCAAAGCAACCUGGCCUUCCUGGAAAGGAGAAGAGAAACAAGGAGUUCUCCACCUGCUGCAGUCAGUCAACAUGGAUCCUGACCAAUACCAGCUUGGAAAAUCCAAAGUCUUCAUCAAAGCUCCAGAGUCUCUAUUUUUGUUGGAAGAGAUGAGAGAGAGGAAGUAUGAUGGGUAUGCCAGGACCAUCCAGAAGAUAUGGAGGAAGUAUGUGGCCAGGAAGAAAUACGUACAAAUGAGAGAAGAAGCAUCAGAUCUAUUGCUGAACAAGAAGGAGAGAAGACGAAACAGCAUUAACAGGAAUUUUGUGGGAGAUUACAUAGGCAUGGAGGACCAUCCAGAGCUACGCCAGUUUGUGGGCAAACGGGAGAAGAUCGAUUUCGCAGACACCGUAACAAAAUAUGAUAGACGGUUUAAGAGCGUGAAGCGAGAUCUCAUCCUCACUCCAAAGUGUAUCUAUCUGAUUGGGCGUGAAAAGAUAAAGCAGGGUCCAGAGAAAGGCCAAGUGAAGGAAGUCUUAAAGCGAAGGAUGGAAGUGGAAAGAAUUCUUUCAGUUUCUUUAAGCACCAUGCAGGAUGACAUUUUCAUUCUACAUGAACAGGAAUAUGAUAGUUUGCUCGAAUCAGUCUUCAAAACGGAGUUUUUAAGCCUCUUAUCAAAGCGAUACGAAGAGAAAACACAAAGAAAACUACCUCUGAAAUUUAGCAAUACACUUGAAGUAAAGCUGAAAAAGGAGAGUUGGGGGCCCUGGAGCAGUGCUGGUUCUCGACAAGUGCAGUUUAUGCAAGGCCAAGGAGAGAUAGCCAUUCUCAAACCAAGUAAUAAAGUGCUGCAGAUCAGCAUCGGGCCUGGGCUGCCAAAGAAUUCCCGUCCUACUAGGCGGAACCUUACUCAAAGUAGAGGUUAUUCUAACAGGUCUCAAAGUCAGACUUAUCCUAUGAGAGCCGCACCACCUCCUCCUGGUCAGCAGCAAAAUGGAGUAAUAAAUCCUCCCCAGUUGGUACCACUUCCCCAUGUCCCAGGAAAUCAACGGGCCAAUCAGAAAAGCCUGUAUACAAAUAUGACACGGCCAACUUUGCCACGGCAACUGUCAGGAGGAUCAGGCAAGAUUUCACAGCAACCAGAAAGCUUGGAUUUCCUGAAAGUACCUGACCAAGGAGCAGCCGGGUAA
Eurypyga helias (sunbittern) is the source of this 1719-nucleotide messenger RNA. RefSeq names its product unconventional myosin-Ie-like. Bases 10 to 1719 code for a protein of 569 amino acids. NCBI's taxonomy places the organism in Eukaryota, Metazoa, Chordata, Aves, Eurypygiformes, Eurypygidae. Gene Ontology annotation, molecular function: ATP binding; microfilament motor activity; actin filament binding. The transcript has 13 exons. Gene Ontology annotation, cellular component: microvillus; myosin complex; plasma membrane. The record is from RefSeq and is a predicted model, not a curated record. Gene Ontology annotation, biological process: actin filament organization; vesicle transport along actin filament.